CUCAACCCUCCCACCCACACAACUACACAAGUCCCAAACCAUCUGCAAGCAUCCUUCAUCCUAGCUAGGCUCCUAACUUACUUGUACCUUACUUAGGCAAGGAAGCAACGGCAGCAGCAAGAAUAGUUGAGGAGAAGGAGAGGAGCUGAUAAGCUAUGGCGUCGAUGAUGGGAGGAGACUUCGUGGAGGCCUACGUGCUCAGGAACGCCUACAAGGAGAAGCUGAGGCGCAUGGACCAAGCGGAAGCCGCGGCGGCGCUCGGCGGCGCCAAGAGCAGCACGGAGAAGGUGGCCGCCGGGGCCGCCGGAGAGAAGAAGGCUGCUGCUGGUGGCGGUGCGAGCACCAGGGGGCGAUUCUUUGGCCUCAUGAAGAAGAAGGUGCACCCCAAACCCAAGGCGGCGCCCACUUCCCCUUGAUGAAUACUGUAUUUGCGAUGCCACGAAAUUGUAGGCCGCAGCUUCCUUCUAGCUAGGAGCGUGUGUGUGUGUAAGUUUGUUCUUUCGAUCGUUUAGCUUCUCUUGGAUGAGUGUGUAAAGCAAAACCUUUUGUUAUUUGGUAAAAAAAAAGCUGACAAAAGUUACGCGAA
This is a messenger RNA of Triticum aestivum (bread wheat), 586 nucleotides long. RefSeq lists its product as uncharacterized. The coding region runs from base 156 to 416 and encodes 86 amino acids. The record is from RefSeq and is a predicted model, not a curated record. The transcript has a single exon. NCBI's taxonomy places the organism in Eukaryota, Viridiplantae, Streptophyta, Magnoliopsida, Poales, Poaceae.